UAGAGGUUGUAGGUGAUGACGCGGUAUUAUAAAAACGGAUUGAGACGAGAUGAGGGCAAUCAGUAGCUUACGAGGCAUCUCGCAAGAUGAGAGUUCUGAUAUUGUCUGCCGCCGUCCUGGCUUGCGCGACUGGCGCGCCUUCUGGCGCAUUUUUUGCGCCAAUUGUACCUUUAGCUUAUUCAGCCGUAGCUAUCCCAGCUGCUGUGCCCACUAUCCCUCCUGGUGAUCUGCAAGCUGCCGCCAUAGACGCACAGGUGCAGGUACAGGACCUUACAAGAGCCGCAACCGAUCAGGCGAGAGAAUUAACUGAACAAGCAGUUGAAAAUCAAAAUGAAGGUAUCAAUGAAGCCAACGACUUAGCGAGGGAAAGGGCUGAGGAAAAUUUCUGGGCAGCUGAAGAGCAGAAAUGGCAAGCUUUGGAUGCUCAGAAAACCGCCGAAGCCCAAGUUGAUGGCUCUAUCGCCAGCGCAGCGGGUGAUGUUGCUAAGGCGGCGUACACUGUACCAGCCGCUAUUGUUGCCCAACCAGUUGUCCAAAGCGCCACCGUAGUGGCAGAGACAAAGAGCGCAGCCCCUGAAGAGGCUAAGGCAGAAGAACAAAAGGAAAAAGUUGAAAGCGAAGCUUCAGCUGCGGUCAAAUCAGCGGAUGCUGAAAGCAAGCCUGUUGAGAAUGUAGCGAAAUCUGAAGAUUCUGUACAAGUUGAAGCAGCCAAAGUUGAAACUGCCGCAGCGGUGAAAGCUUCGGAAGCGAUCAACGGAGCAAACAGUGGAUUUGCUACUUUAACUCAAACACACCCAUCGCCCGUGAUCUCCGCUGCGUUUGUAGCCCAGCCUUGGCUGAACCCUGGCAUUGCGCCAAUCUCCUAUGUUCCCGGUUUGAAAUCAUAUGUUCCUUCUCUCAUUACUAAUUACAACGCACAACUCUUGAACCCAGGUUUCUAUAAAGCCGUGUGGUAAUAGUAAUACAUUUAUAAUUUAGCAUUUAUCAUUGCUAAUGACAUAAAUUGUAAUUACGAGAGUGUCUUUAAUUUCCUGGUAAUAAAAGAAUCGUGUUGAUUUUGCCGCCUUCUUCCAAAAAAUGUUCUAUUUUCGUUUUUGCUAGUCAUGUGCUAAAUCUUGUCUAAUGUAUUCUUGUCCCUGUCAAAUUUGAUACCAUCAUAUCAAAUAAAACCCUCUAAAAUAA
This is a messenger RNA of Papilio xuthus (Asian swallowtail), 1182 nucleotides long. RefSeq lists its product as hypothetical. The coding region runs from base 87 to 956 and encodes 289 amino acids. NCBI's taxonomy places the organism in Eukaryota, Metazoa, Arthropoda, Insecta, Lepidoptera, Papilionidae. The record is from RefSeq and is a predicted model, not a curated record. The transcript has 2 exons.